CAAAACAAAAAUAAAAAUCCUCCGGGAAAAUCGUUUAACACCGUAUUAUACCAAGUUAUUUUUAUAGAUUUUCAAAGUAAAAAAUUAUUCAUUGUAACAUGUCUGACUCCGAUUGUGAUUGGUUCGACAAAGACGAUGAUGAACUUAUUAAAGAUGUGCAAAAAACUCUAAAAACCAAACAACAAGCAAAUACUGAAUAUAUAAAGACAACAACAAAUACUAUAGAUGAUUAUAUCAAAGAACUGACAAUUAAAGCAGCAGCACAGUCCACGGGAGAUGCUAAGAAAAACAAACUUAAAAUAACCGAUUUAAGAAAAUUGUCUAAUAUGACACCGCUGGAUAUUUUCUUAUAUGCAUCCACCGUGGAGUAUGAUUUCUAUACAGAUCAAAUUUACUUAAACGAUAGCCAAGAGAAAGUUAUACUUUAUACUGCGGUUUUAUCUACUAUAUGUCGGCUAGAAUUGCCGGGAUUUCAUAAGAAUCUGCUAAAGAGUUUUACACUUAAUGGCAACUUGCAGGAACAAUAUCGCUUGCUGGUGGCCAAAUUAAUGUGCAAACGCUUUAAAGAUAUGUGGCUGAAGGAAGAAGAGAUGAUUGAGUUUUUAAAUAACAUGGAAUUAUUGAUAUUACAGUCAUUUAAACUCUAUAGCAAGGAGGAUAAAUGUCAUAUGUUGUUAAAGGACCUAUUAACCAUUUUGGAACAAACGGAUAAUCCUACCAUAAAAAAGAAAAAAAUACUUGUUCAAUUUAAGGAGAAUCUAGAACAAGCCCUCAAAGUUCAGCAGUCCACUGAACACAAUCUAGAAAUAUAUCCCACCUUAGACGAUUUAACAAAAGAUCAAGCCUUUAAUAACGCCCUAGAAAACAAUCAAACAACCUCACAACAGAGUGUUCAAGAGUAUUUGUCGAAACAUUUACGUUUUCUUAAACAAGACUUUCUAUUGCCCCUAAAAGACUGCGUUGGUUUGUUGAGAAACAAACGUAAUACGACUGAAUUACCAGACAAUUUUUAUGUUUUUGAAAAUGUUUUAAUAGUUUUGAAUGAACAAUUUUUGGAUGCCUAUCGCCAUGAGUUGGUAUUCGUAGAUGUUUUGGGUUCGCGCAGAAAUAUGGACACUGAGGAUGUCCAGAUGCCGUAUCAAUUGCAGGAGAAGUUGAGAAAAAUUAAAUCUGGCGCUUUGCUAUGUUUUAGUACCAGUUAUAAUUUCGACAAUUUAAUAUUGGCCACGGUUACGUACACGAGUCAUGAGUGUAUGAAGGAAGGAUUUAUUGGUAUCGAAAUCGUACGCCAAUACAACAUUGGCAACAUCUACAAUCGUAAAUUAUUGAUGUUUGAGACACCAGCAUUUUUUGAACCAUAUCACAAUGUUUUCAACUAUUUAAAAAACUGCACCAUCACCAAUUUUCCCAUGAAGAACUACAUUGUGGAUGUGGAAAAUCCCCUUGACAAGAUACCAUCAUAUUUAAAUGAGAACACAGUAUAUCAAUGUUAUGGACAAACAUUCAAACCACUCAACGAAGAACCACCACAAAAUGUUAUGGGUUUAAAUGAUUCACAAUUGCAGGCUUUUGGAAAAGCUUUAAGACAAGAAUUUACCCUCAUACAGGGACCGCCGGGUACUGGUAAAACUUAUCUAUCUGUACAAAUGGUAAAAACUUUAAUGGAAAAUGCUGAAACACCUUUGGUAUUAAUAACUUACACCAACGAAUCAUUGGAUAAGUUUUUAAUUAAACUUUCCGAAUAUACCGAUAAAAUUGUACGAUUUGGUAGUCAGUCUAGAGAUCCUGCCAUUGCGAAGUACAAUAUUAAAGAUGUGGUGGAACAUGCGCAAAUUAAUCCCAAAUUAAAGAGACUGUAUUAUUUGAUAAAUAUAGAAUUUAAAAAUAAAUUUCAAAAUUUACAAUUAAAACACAAAGAAUUCGACGGCACUGACGAUACAUACCAAGAGAUUUUGAAGGCCCAGCGUGAAUUGGCCGAAGUUACUGAAAAAUUGCAAACCAUUAGAAUCAUGUUUCAGUUUUAUGUGGCCAAGGAGAAAUCAAUUAUAGCUCUCACAACCACUUGUGCGGCCAAAACUAAUUUUCUAUUUCGUUUGUUAAAAAGUAAAAUCGUUAUUUUCGAAGAAGCAGCAGAAAUUUUGGAAUCUCAUGUUGUGGCGUGUUUGACACCCUACACUCAACAUGUUAUAAUGAUUGGUGAUCAUCAACAGCUGCAGCCCUAUAGUUCUAGCUACCAACUGCAGCAAUAUUCCCAUAUGAAUAUCUCGUUAUUUGAAAGGAUAUUUACUAAACAAACUACACCCAUACAAUUGAAAACUCAAUAUCGUAUGCAUCCAAAAAUAGCCGAUCUAUUGUGUAAUACAAUUUAUAAAGAUUUGAGUAGUGAUGUUUCGGUCACACAAUAUCCUGAUAUUCGUAAAAUGUCCGCAAAUCUCUAUUUUAUGACUCACAACAUGAAAGAGGCAAAAACCCAAUAUGAUUCAUCAUUGUAUAACCCUUUUGAAGUGGAGGAAAUUAUAAAUUUGUCAUUGCAUUUAAUUGAGAAUGCUGCAUAUGCACCGGAGGAUGUUCACAUACUCAGUCCUUAUGCCAAACAAGUGGAUUUGAUCAAGAAACAGUUGCAAAAAUAUCCCUCUCUCAACUCCUUGAAAGCGUCUACAGUGGACAGUUUCCAAGGCCUGGAAUGUAAUAUUAUAUUGCUUUCACUGGUACGCAACAACACAAUACCACAAAUUGGUUUUCUGAAACAAGCAAAUCGCAUAUGUGUAGCAUUGUCACGUGCCAAACAUGGCAUGUAUAUCAUUGGAAAUCUACAAUUACUAAGUCAAUGCAGCAGUACAUGGUUGCAAAUUCAAGAGAAAUUAUUACAACAAAAUGCAAUGGGCCCCAAGUUCCCCAUAGAGGCCUAAUUAACCAAAAACAAUAAGAAUAAAAUAAGCAUAACCGAUCUUUUUUUAAUAUAUACUAGCCUAAGUAAAAACAGUUUCAAUUUAUAUAUUGAAAACGCUAAAAAUUAUGCAUAUGUAUUUUAUGUUUUUAAAACCUGGAUUCCUUUUUUAUAUUUGAUUUAUAAAAUUAUUUCUUUACGAGGAAAAAAAAACUAAUUUGUAUUUAUUUUAUUAUUUCAGUUUUGUUUUAUUAUUAUUUUAAUAUAUACUUUUUUAUUUUUUGUAAACGUAUUUUGUUUGUUUGUAAACUACAAUACUUUUUUUUUAAAUUAAAAAUGUGAAAAGAAAAAACAAAUAUUUUGUAUUUAUUUAAGUUUCGUCUCCUUAUUUAUUAAAGAAUAAAAAUUACUUGAACAAA
Molecule: messenger RNA, 3306 nt
Organism: Calliphora vicina (urban bluebottle blowfly)
Lineage: Eukaryota; Metazoa; Arthropoda; Insecta; Diptera; Calliphoridae
Product: NFX1-type zinc finger-containing protein 1
Exons: 4
Coding region: 99-2909 (936 amino acids)
Biological process (GO): regulatory ncRNA-mediated heterochromatin formation
Cellular component (GO): nuclear RNA-directed RNA polymerase complex
Molecular function (GO): helicase activity
Source: RefSeq, a predicted model, not a curated record